UCCUGUGUGGGCAGGAUAUCAACUGGCAGAUAUAAAUUCGUCUCUUUCUCGUUAUUCCCUGAUGUACUACCUGACGCCUGUUCCUGAAUAGGUAUUUGCAAAACUAAAGAUGGAGGACAGAGGGGAGCUCAAAGAAAGGCAAGUCCUGAUUCUCUUUCUCUUAUUGGGAAUGGCUCUAGCAGGCUGGGAGCCCCGUCGCUAUUUUGUGCUGGAGGAAACAGAGAGAGGCUUUUUUGUGGCUGAUCUGACCAAGGACCUAGGGCUGGGAGUAGAAGAGUUAGCUGAGAGGGGAGCUCGGGUGGUCUCUGAUGAUAAUGAACCAUGCUUGUAUCUAGAUCAGCAGACUGGUAAAUUGUUAUUAAAUGAGAAACUGGACCGGGAGGAGCUGUGUAUUUCGGCAGAUCCCUGUGUAAUGCAUUUCCAAGUGCUAUUGAAAAACCCAUUGGAAGUAUUCCGAGCUGAGCUACUUGUGGAAGAUAUAAACGAUCAUUCUCCCGAGUUUCCUGAAAGAGAAAUGACUCUGAAAAUCCCAGAGAAUAGCCCACCUGGGACUGCUUUUCUGCUGAAAAAAGCUCAGGAUUUGGACGUGGGCAUCAACAAUAUUCAAAACUACAAUAUUGGUCCCAAUUCUCAUUUCCAUGUUUUGAUCCGCAAGCAGGAAGACGGCAGGAAGUACCCAGAACUGGUGCUGGACAAAGAGCUGGAUCGCGAGGAGCAAGACCAGUUCAGAUUAACCCUGACGGCGCUGGAUGGCGGCUCUCCUCCGAGAUCUGGCACCACUAAAAUCCGUGUAUUGGUCCUAGACAUCAAUGACAAUGCCCCUGCAUUUUCCCAGGUGCUCUACAAGGUGCAAGUACCCGAGAACACACCUUUAGGGACUCUUAUUGUCACAGUCUCUGCUAGGGAUUUAGAUAUUGGGACAAAUGGAGAGAUAACUUACUCCUAUAGUUCUCAGGAGAUGGGAAAAACUUUUGAACUCAGUAGCCUAUCAGGAGAAGUUCGACUAAUUAAGUUACUAGAUUUUGAGACUAUUUCCUCAUAUGAACUAGAUAUAGAGGCAACUGAUGGCGGGGGACUUUCUGGAAAAUGCUCUGUUUCUAUUAAAGUGUUGGAUGUCAACGAUAAUUCCCCAGAAUUAACUAUUUCAUCACUUACCAGUCCUAUUCCUGAAAAUUCCCCUGAGACAGAAGUGGCUCUGUUUAAGACACGGGACCGAGACUCAGGGGAAAAUGGAAAAAUGGUGUGUUCCAUCCAGGAUGACAUUCCCUUCACGCUGAAACCUGUCGUUGAGAAUUUCUACAGGCUUGUGACAGAAGGAGCUCUGGACAGAGAGAGCAGAGCCCAAUUCAAUAUCACUAUCACUGUAACCGACUUGGGGACACCCAGGCUCAAAACCCACUACAACUUAACCGUGCAGGUCUCUGAUGUCAACGACAACGCCCCCACCUUCACCCAAUCCUCCUACACCCUCUUCGUCCCAGAAAACAACAGCCCCGCCCUGCUCAUAGGCACCAUCAGCGCCACAGACAGAGACUCAGGCUCCAAUGCCCAGGUCACCUACUCGCUGCUGCCGCCCCAACACCCGCAGCCGCAGCCGCAGCCGGACCCCGCCUCGCUGGCCGCCGUGUCGUCGCUCUUCCUGCUGUCGCUGCUGCUCUUCGUGGCGCUCAGGCUGUGCAGGAGGAGCGGGCCGGCCGCGCUGGGGGUGUGCUCGGCGGCGCCCGAGGGCCCCUUCCCUGCCCACCUGGUGGACGUCAGCGGCACGGGGACGCUGUCGCACUCCUACCAGUAUGAGGUGUGUCUCUCUGGAGACUCUCAGAAUGAGUUCCAAUUCUUGAAGCCUGUGUUCCCCAAUAUUUUGGGCCAGGAUUCUGCGAAAUAAUCAGAUGGGAGCUCAAUUUUUCAUAAUAAUUUAAGUAUCUGA
Octodon degus (degu) is the source of this 1924-nucleotide messenger RNA. Its product is annotated as protocadherin beta-15. The transcript has 2 exons. Gene Ontology annotation, biological process: homophilic cell-cell adhesion. NCBI's taxonomy places the organism in Eukaryota, Metazoa, Chordata, Mammalia, Rodentia, Octodontidae. Gene Ontology annotation, molecular function: calcium ion binding. The record is from RefSeq and is a predicted model, not a curated record. Gene Ontology annotation, cellular component: plasma membrane.